UAAGUCAGUCUUAUGCUUAUCAAUACAAUAGAUGGCCAUACAGUUAGCUUGAAUAGCACACUAGCGCUAAUGACCAUUGACAAAAAAAGGUACAAAUGUUACCACAAAAGGGACAAAAAUGGAAUGAAAACAAAAUUCAAACUACAAAAUACAAAUGAAGAAAAAUUAAACUGCCAAAGUUAUUAAUAGAGUAUAAUUCUACCUGUCUUGGAUUCAAAUCACAGAACUAGCUCACAGGACGCCAUCUUGUGUAGCACAACGUUAAAGUUCAUUCAUUCAUUUUCUACCGCUUAUCCUCACAAGGGUCACGGGGGGUGCUGGAGCCUAUCCCAGCUGUUUUCGGGCGAGAGGCAGGGUGCACCCUGGACUGGUGGCCAGCCAAUCACAGGGCACAUAUAGACAAACAACCAUUCACACUCACAUUCAUACCUAUGGACAAUUUGGAGUCGGCAAUUAACCUAGCAUGUUUUUGGAAUGUGGGAGGAAACCCACGCAUGCACGGGGAUUCAACUCAGGUCUCCUAGCUGUGAGGUCUGCAUGCUAACCACUCGACCGCCGUGCAACCGAAAGUGAAAGUGAUCAGUGGUCCUCGGUGCCGAUUGGGGAGGGAAGUGUACACCGACUGAGAUCUGUGCCGAAGCAGGAACCACAGUGAACCUUCAUUGCUACUUCACCUACCCGGCCACGCAAAAUGAGCGUGAGACAAAAGUUGAGAAAAGAGUGUGGUUCAUCAAAGGUCAAAAUAAUGACCCUGAAGAUCUGAUGUUGGACCCUGACUACUUUGGUCGUUUGCAAUCUGACUGCCAUGACGACAACUGCAGUUUGACCAUCGCCGACUUGAGACAGAACGCCGUGGUCAAGUUCAGAUUCACAACUAACCAUCCCAGCAAAGGAGCCUUCACCAUCAAGACUGGAGUCAGGGUGUCAGUCAUUGCUUUCGAGGUACAAGUGCCCACGGAAGUUCAGUGGAAUUACCGGAAGGAUCUGAAGUGUCUGAGCACAUGCAGUCCCUGGCCUGAUUCUUCAUACAUCUGGUAUAAGAAUGGGAAGGAAAUCCCAAAUGCAAACUCCCAAGAUUACUCAGUAGCCCUGUCCUCCGAGGACAGUUAUUCCUGCGCAAAAGGAGGACAUGAGCAUGCUGCGUCUCCUCCAGAGUGUGUGUCUACCAGCCCAUGUCGCAAGGUGGUAUACGAGAAGAGACGCAUCUGUGCCCUGAAGGGCUCAAGGGUGGACAUUAUAUGCAAGUACGGUGGUACGUACAGCUACAGCCACAAAAAGUUCUGGUUCAGACCAGAUCGUAGUCACAUGUGGAAAACUCCCAGCAUACCCGAGGAUAUCACGUUGGAACCCCAGUACAAGAGUCGUCUGUCAUAUGUUGGAGGGGUGCUGACAAUCAAAAACGUGAAGAUGAAUGAUUCCGCUCAGUAUUGCUUCAAAUUCCAGGACAAUUCUUUUGAAUGGAAGAGUAUUUUACCUGGAAGUAUUUUGACAGUAACAGACGUGAAGGUGCGGGUGAUGGAAGCCAAAGUAGAACCAUCUUACAUUCUUGCACAGAUGUUGUGUUACACACACUGUCGUCCAGAACAACCUAUCUCUUUUGAGUGGCAGCGGAAUGGAGUGAAGUCUGUGGUCCAUGUUGGAUCGAAACUAGAAGUCUACUUAUAUCCUGGAGACUACGUCACCUGUACUGCAAAUGACGUUGAGUCCCCUCCCCUGUAUGCUCUGCACCAUCCCUUAGUGAAUCUGAGUAACGCUGCUGAGAUAUUGGAGGGACGUCCACUGAUUCUGACCUGUAACACCGACGUCUCAGCAUCAACAAAAUACUGCUGGUACAGGAAGAAGAGACAUUCAGAUGAUGAUGAAGUCCUCGGUGAAGACCCACAGCUGGUUUACAACUCCAUCAAGUCUUCAGACUCAGCAGAGUAUUGGUGUACUGUGGAGAACGAGUUGGGGAAGAAGACAUCGGAAGCCGUCCGCAUCAAUGUCCAAUAUGCUCCCAGAUCAUCCUCAUUGUUUGUGAAUCCUUCUCACGUCAUCAAGGAGGGACAGUUGGUGAUACUGACCUGCAGCAGCGAUGCCAACCCAGCUGCUAGCUACAUCUGGUACAAGGACAACCGAAUUCUGCCCCAAAAAUCUCAAAAACAUUACUUGAGGUCCAUCCGCCCUGAAGAUGCCGGAACGUUCUCCUGCCAGUCUGAGAAUAAAUAUGGACUUGUCAACUCUUCAUCGGUUUUCAUAGACGUGCAGUAUGCUCCUAAGGUUUGCAUGAUCUCAGUGGGACCCUCCAGUGAAGUACGCAAGGGUGCUUCAGUCAGUAUGAAUUGUAGCAGCGAUGCCAACCCAGAGGCAAACUACAAGUGGUUCAAGACCAAUGACGACUUGAACGUAGCAUCUGAGAGUAGCAUCACCUUCACCAACAUCCAAACCAGCGCCAGUGGCGAGUACCACUGCGUGGCUUCCAACGGUAGAGGGCGCUGUAAUGCAACAGUGUUGCUCCAAGUGGAGACUGGUCCCAUGACGGUGGCAGCUUAUGGCAGCUUAGUCGCCGUCGUUGUUCUGGUGGUCCUGGCUCUCGCUGUGUUCCUGGUGUUGAGGAAAAAGAGGCCAUCAAACAGAGAGACUGCAGAUUCCAAAGCACAGUCCGACCGGGGUCCAGAUUGCGGCAACACUUCAAACAAGGAGCAGGAAGACCUGGUUUAUUCCAAGGUCAGCUUCACCAAAUCCCCUGACGGUGCCAUCUACUCCAACGUCACGCCUGCUCCCCGCAAACGCUUUGUGGAGGAGGUCGACUGUGUGGAGUACGCCAUGGUUAAAAGUGAUGGCCGCGUCUCAGGGCUGAAGCCUGAAGAGGGCGCUGAUGUACGUGAGCUGUACAGCACAGUCCAGAAACACCACAACUGAUGAUGACCGCCAGUGUCGCGGGGAUGGAGACCUCCACGCCACCAUGACGCAAACAUGAGACGUGCUGGACUUUUUGGCGCGACUUUACAACUUUUAAGCUUAGAUAAGAAAAAAAACAUUUAUCAUGGA
This is a messenger RNA of Doryrhamphus excisus (bluestripe pipefish), 3030 nucleotides long. Its product is annotated as cell adhesion molecule CEACAM5-like. Lineage: Eukaryota; Metazoa; Chordata; Actinopteri; Syngnathiformes; Syngnathidae. The record is from RefSeq and is a predicted model, not a curated record.